UUCAAUUCAUGCCACUGCCAUGGCCAAAGUCAACGGAACUUGCGACUCUCGCUUCACAGCAGUGAAGGACCUCCUCCAAGCCAACAUCGACGCAGGCGAAGAACUGGGAGCCUCCCUCGUCGUAAACGUCAACGGCGAGAACGUGGUCGAUAUCUGGGGCGGCUACGCGGAUACCGCCAAAUCCAAGCCCUGGGAGGAGAACACCAUCACCAAUGUCUGGUCCAGCUCCAAGACCGUCGUCAGUCUCGCAGCUCUUCUGCUCAUCGACCGCGGACUCCUCGACCCGUUCGAGAAGGUAUCCAAGUACUGGCCUGAAUUCGGCGCCAACGGAAAGCAAGACGUCCAAGUUCGCCAUUUCCUCUCGCACUCGUCCGGCGUCUCCGGCUGGCAAGACCCUAUCACCAUCCCAGAAUUCUGCGCCAUCGAAUCUGCCACUGCGCGCCUCGCCGCCCAAGCUCCAUGGUGGACACCAGGCAGCGCCUCCGGCUAUCAUGGAAUCACCAUGGGUCACCUGAUCAACGAACUCAUCCAGCGUAUUACCGGCACUUCCAUCGCCGACUUCGUCACCACGCAGCUCGCUACCCCUCUAGCCGCAGACUUCAGGUUCGGCGUCCCACAAUCCGAAUACGCGCGCGUCGCGACCAUCGUGCCUCCGCCCGCGCCCACGAACUGGGGCCGCGAGGCCACGAGCAUCGAUGCAAACAGCAUCUUCGCCCAGACGAUGCGCAAUCCCAGAAUGGACGCCGAGGUCGCAAACCAGGAUUUCUGGCGCCAGGCGCUGGUGCCCGCCGCGAACGGGUACUCGAAUGCGCGCGGCAUUGCGAGGAUGCUGAGUUUUGUGAGUUGCGGUGGGACUGUGGGCGAGACGCAGCUGCUCCGGCCUGAGACUGUGGAUCUCAUCUUCGACGAGCAGACUAACGGCCCUGAUCUUGUUAUCAGCGUGCAAACGAGGUUUGGCAUGGGGUUUGGGCUCAGUGGCGUUGCAGAUGGGGGCGCGGGGUCCUGGAUUCCGGAAGGGAGGAUUUGUUUCUGGGGGGGCUGGGGAGGGUCAAUGGUUUUGUGUGAUGUUGGGAGGGGCGUGACGAUUACGUAUAUGAUGAACAAGAUGCAUAACGUGGGACUGGGGAGUGGGCUGGCGAAGGAGUAUGUUUGGGAGAUUUAUAGGGCACUUGGGGUGGAGGUACCAGACAAGCCGAAGGUAUGAGCAUCGAUACUUCCCUGAAUGGCAGUGAUGACCAAGAUUGCG
This is a messenger RNA of Didymella exigua CBS 183.55, 1246 nucleotides long. Its product is annotated as beta-lactamase/transpeptidase-like protein. The transcript has a single exon. NCBI's taxonomy places the organism in Eukaryota, Fungi, Ascomycota, Dothideomycetes, Pleosporales, Didymellaceae. The coding region runs from base 20 to 1204 and encodes 394 amino acids. The record is from RefSeq and is a predicted model, not a curated record.